Molecule: messenger RNA, 1145 nt
Organism: Sarcophilus harrisii (Tasmanian devil)
Lineage: Eukaryota; Metazoa; Chordata; Mammalia; Dasyuromorphia; Dasyuridae
Product: collagen alpha-1(I) chain-like
Exons: 3
Coding region: 1-780 (259 amino acids)
Source: RefSeq, a predicted model, not a curated record
AUGUCACCUCGUAUCCCCCCCACCAAUAAGUCCUCCCAGGCCGAGGCCCGACACCGCCCCGGCUGCGGUGCCCCCCGUGGGGCAGUAUGGCCGCUGCUCCGCCUCUCGUACUGGGGACCACAGCUGCCGGCGUCUUCCCUACGUCUGAAGAGACGGCGAGGGACGAUACAUAGGCCAAGGCCACGGUCGCCACCGGCUUCUGGCCCUCGGAACCCGCUGAAGCAGGAAGGAAAGAAAGAAGCCAGGGGCCAGAGACCGCCCAGCUCUAUUCCCAUCCUCCCCCCUGCCGGUCGGCCGGGCAAAGCCCGCGACACAUCGGGGACGUCGGGCUUACGCACCCACACCCCCUGCCCCCAGCCACCCGGCCACUUCGGCCUCGAGCGCCCGAAUCCCGGCACGUCAUGGAGGCGAACGGGACAAGGAAGGGUGCGGAAAGGGGAGGCGAGGGGGAAAAGAGGUGACACUUGGGGAAGUUUGCUCCUAUGCUCCUUCACCGACCCCUCGCGCCACUGCCCGCCCGCCAAAAGCCACGCCGACUUCUCCCAGGCCCCCACCUUCCGGGCUGCAGCCGAAGCCACUUCGCAGUCUUUUCUCUCCGGCCAACAACCCCGCAGCGCGGAACCCGUGGACGCGCGGAGACGUCACGUGACGUUCAACAGGCCGAGUGCGAUGGUUACGGAUGUCCAUCCUGCAGGCCAUCUUGGUCUCCCAGAAGACCCGCGCUGGGGCUCCAAGGCUAGAGAACCCGUCCGGACGCCCCUUGCGGCUGGUGGGAGCUGAACUGGUCACGCCUCGGGCCCAGGCUAACCCUGGAGUUCUCUACUAGGCCCGGAAAGUGGGGACCCCGGUGCUUGGUUUCCCUUCGUAUGAAUGCAGCCCAACAGUGAUUUUUGAUACUUCAAGAGUAACCAUUUUUAUCAAUGCUGCUAGCAAAAAGCAAAUAAGCUGAAGAAUUAUUAAUACUCAGACCAUUCCAUUAUUCUGCAUUCAUUGUAAUAGACAUUUAAAUCUUUUUGCUGAAACUAAAUGUAAUCUUAUUGUAUUAAAAAAAAAAAAAGGCAAGAAAAGAGUGAAAUUGGGGUUAGUGUCUUCUAAGCAGUCUUAGAAAAGCAUAUCAAACUACAAAUAAAUAACUUUCAAGAACA